Pichia kudriavzevii is the source of this 738-nucleotide messenger RNA. RefSeq lists its product as uncharacterized. The transcript has a single exon. NCBI's taxonomy places the organism in Eukaryota, Fungi, Ascomycota, Pichiomycetes, Pichiales, Pichiaceae. Gene Ontology annotation, molecular function: cardiolipin synthase activity. Gene Ontology annotation, biological process: cardiolipin biosynthetic process. Bases 1 to 738 code for a protein of 245 amino acids. The record is from RefSeq and is a predicted model, not a curated record. Gene Ontology annotation, cellular component: mitochondrion; membrane.
AUGAACAAAAAACAGAUUCAAGAAAAAUCGAAAGAAUUAAAGGAAAAAACAAUUCAAAAGUCAAAUGAUCUUAAACAAAACAUAAAGAAGAUCAUUCCGCCUGAGAUUCACGAGAAUAUAUACACAAUACCCAAUAUGUUAACUCUUACUAGACUAUUGAGUGCGCCGGUAGUCGGGUAUAUGAUUUUACACGGUCAGGUAGCAAUAGCCUUGGCACUCUUCACAUACUCGUGUAUAACUGAUUUUCUUGACGGGUUUAUUGCACGCCAUUGGAACCUAAGAUCGGUUGUAGGAAGUAUUAUAGAUCCCCUUGCGGAUAAAAUGCUAAUGAUGAUAUGCACAGUCUGUUUGGCACUUACUUCUGAGAUUCCACUGUAUUUAGGCAUGCUGAUCAUUGGUAGAGAUGUUGGUUUAGGGCUGUCCGCAGUCGUUAUUAGAUACCUAUCAUUACCACCACCGAAAACUUUUUGGAGAUAUUGGGAUUUCAGCAUUCCUUCUGUGGAGGUCCAUCCAACCAUGAUUAGUAAAGUCAAUACAGCAUUGCAAAUGCUUUACUUGGGUUCGAUGAUGAUUAAACCGGUAUUUCUGAUGUAUUUAUCAGAAAGAUUUGGCCCAGAGACUACUACCAUGUUUUUAACGUAUAUCCAAUAUCUGGAAUGGACCGUUGCUACUACCACACUAUGGAGUGGAUUGAGCUACUUGUUCAGUAGAAAUGCUGUAAAGUUUCUCAAACAAUGA